AUGGCCACUCAACCAUCCCAGGCUGUCGCCUCGGGCGAUCUCACUGACAUGGUCUCAUCCUCGACGUCGGCGACCGUCUAUCCGUCCGACGACACGAUUCUUUCCGUUCUCCAAGCUCGCUUUCGCUCAGAUCUGCCCUACGCAAGAGUAGGCGCGUCUAAUUUGGUCGUUAUUAAUCCGUACAAAACCCUAGCCAACGUCAACGACGCAAGCGCGAAGGAAUAUGAGGAGCGGUGUUACAAGGACACUAGCCUGCCGUUGCCGGGCGGUCCACCGCCUUUGGCACCACACCCCUUUGAGCUUGCGGCGCGGGUAUAUCUGCUCAUGAGGAGGAGGAACGAAUCUCAGGCCGUCAUUUUCCGAGGUAUCACCGCGUCUGGAAAAUCUUCGACAUCUCACCUACUUGUCAAUCAAGUACUCCAGCUCUCGGCACAUUCGAAGAGAGAGGGCAGGCUUGCAGAGCAAAUCAAGGCACUCAGCCCGCUUCUCGACUCGUUCGGCAACGCCAAGACGCUGGUGAAUCCGAAUGCCUCACGGCACGGCCGCUACCUCGAGCUUCAAUUCAAUGACCGCGGUCGCAUUAGCGCGGCAAAGGUUCUGACGUACGGCCUCGACAAGUCACGUCUCAACCGCCUUGCGUACGAGGAGCGCACGUACCAUGUUUUUUACCAGUUCCUCGCAGGUGCGACGCCUGAGGAACGGGAUCGUUUCAACUUAGAAGACCCGUCGGACUACGCUUUGCUUGCUUCAUCAGGAUGCUAUCGACUACCCUCCGGUCCGUUCAGUGACGAUGCCACGGGGAUGGACGACUUGCGAGUUGCGAUGAAGACGCUUGGCUUCAAGUCGAAGCAUGUAUCGGCGAUAUUCAGCCUUCUCGUUGCCAUUCUACUCCUUGGCAACGUGCAGUUCACGGAGCCGGAUGGGCGGGAUGUCUCAGCGUAUGUUGCUAACCCGCUUGUCCUCGAAGAAGUUGCCAGGUUGUUGGGAGUAUCGCAGGAUGAUCUCACCGAGGCGAUCACCAACAGGACCAGUUACGUGCGAAAGGAGCUGUAUACCGUCAUGCUGGACGCUCAGCAGAGUGCCGCGCAGCGGGACUCACUGAUGCGCGACCUUUACGUGAUCCUGUUCGCCUUUGUUGUCGAGACUGCCAACCACCGUAUUGCUCCCGGCCCACAGGAUCCCCCGCCCCCUGCGCAGAUUGUCCUUCUCGACCAGCCCGGCUUCCAGACGAAGGGUCCUCCGGGCUCGGCGUCCGUGUACUUCGGCGGCCCUGCCCCGCUGCUUUCGCCUCAUGGCCAAGCCUGCUUUGACGAGUUCUGCAUCAACUUUGCCGAUGAAGUGAUCCACUCAUACAUCAUCCGCCACACGUUCGAAGACUCUGUCGGUUACAGUAGCCAGCUGACCGGCGAUGGUGUCUCCUUGGCGCCCAUCACGACUAUGGACAACUCGGCAUGCAUUGAGCUUCUGCGUGGCGCGCAGCUCAGUGAGCGCUCGACCAAGAAACCCGGUGGCAUGCUUGGGGUGAUGAACAAGGCGUGCUCUUCUUUCAAAUCGGGCAAGAGCGGUGAGAAGAAGGAUGAGGAAAUGUUGCAGGAUCUUGUGUCCAAGUUUGGCGUUCAUGCCUCAUUCAUCGCGGGCCCGCCGGAGAGCGCGUCUUCGAGCCUACAGUUCGGCAUCAAUCACUUCGCAGGACCAUGUCAGUACGACGUGCACGACUUUAUCGAGAAAGACGCAGACAUCCUCGACGCGGCCUUCGUUGGGCUCCUGCGCAACUCGACAGAUCCAUUCGUUGCAAAGCUCAUGUCGGGCCCCAGCAUGGCAACAGAGCGACAUACGAAGGACGAGAGCAUCAUCGUCCAGGCGCAGGUUUCUUCGCGCCCUCUCCGACAGCCGACUCCGAUUCUCUCCCGCGACGGCGCUUCGCCGACAGAGACCGAGGAACACCCACGUCUUGACCCGACGAAGGCCUACCCGAUCACCACGCAGCUGAACCACCAACUUUCUGAGAUCACGGCCAGCUUGGACCGCACACGCCUAUGGACGGUGUCGUGUAUCCGACCAAACGACUCAGGCUCGUCUAACUCGUUUGACAAACGGCGGGUGAAGGCUCAGAUCCGCGCGUUGCUCCUCCCCGACCUCGUCGCUCGUCGCAAAACGGACUUCAUAGUGGACUACGAGCACACGACCUUCUGUGAUCGGUUCGUGCCCCGGAUCCAAGGCUCAGAGUCAGAGCGGAUACGGCAGUGUGCACGCGCGAACGGCUGGGAGGAUGGCAUCGACUACGUCGUCGGUCAUCGGUCAAUCUGGCUCACAUACUCGGCUUGGAAGAUGGUGGAGGACGUUAUCCGGUCGUCGGAGAAGGAGCAGCGGAAGGGGUCCCAAGAAGGUGCUGAGGAUGGCGAGAGUGUUCUGCCUGAUGAUGCGACAGAGUACACACACCCGGAAGGCCCAUUCGCGACCCCUGCAACGUACUACAACAACGGUAGCGACGACAAUCUGCUAUCGCGCACCGGAACCGGCGGGACACAAUACCAGCAGUCUGGUGGGAAUGGCGGAUACGCUCAAGUCGGUCUGUCAACUCCGAACCUAGACGGUACACCAGCGAUAAGCGAGCCUGAGGGUGAGGGCUGGGGCUCGGAGUGGGACAAGGCGGGCCAGGGCUACAACCCCCCCACGCUCGAGCACUCGAAGGAAGCCAGCGCAAUGAUUGUGCGAGAGGCGCCAAACGCAGUCGAGGAAGUCCCGACUAGUCGUGUCCGGCGAUGGUGGCUCGUUAUUGUAUGGAUGACCACGUUCUGGGCGCCUGACUUCCUCCUGACGAAGGUCGGGCGGAUGAAGCGUCCGGACGUCCGGCUGGCAUGGCGAGAGAAGGUGACCAUUUUCUGGUUGAUCAUGGUCUUCAACGGUAUCGUCAUCUUCUACAUCAUUGUCUUCGGCCGCCUGCUCUGCCCGGAUUACGACAAGGCUUGGAAUCCUACUGAGGUCUCGGAACACACAGGCACGAACGACUACUAUGUUGCUGUCCAGGGACAGGUAUAUGACGUGUCCAAAUUCAUCAAUGGACAACACAGCGAUAUUCAGAGCGAGCCGAGUAACAGCCAAGACGCGCUUGAACAGUUGGCCGGCCUGGAUCUGACAUACUACUUCCCCCCGCCCUUGACGUUGGCUUGCCCGGGCCUCGUGAACAACGACCAGGUCUAUCUCACUGCACCUACAAAUUGGACGGAGGCUGUGCCGACCGCAAUGCAUAUUUCAGGCGUGAGACAAUCACAGAAGUCAAGCGCGCUCUAUCAAAACAACUGGUACACUAAUGUCUUCCAACCGAAGAUGAAGCAGUACCAUAUCGGUGCAUUUGUGCUCUGGGCGAUUUGGGACAACGGCGUCUACGACUUGUCUGCUUACUUCCACACGCUCUACAUCAACGAUGAUCAGCCCUCUUACGAGUUCCUCGACGGUGAUCUCACUUCGUUGUUCGAACAGCAACCAGGCCAGGACAUCACCAGUUCGAUUGAAGGCGUGCUAGCCAAUAUGAACGCUACGUACCGUAAUGACAAUGUCAACUGCAUCAAAAAUUUGUUCUACUUUGGUGAGCUGGACUUCCGCCAGACGCCUCGUUGCCAAGUGCAAAACAUCAUGCUGUUGGUCUUCUCGGCAAUCAUUAUGGCCUCCAUUGGUCUGAAGUUCUUGGCCGCGCUGCAGUUGGCACCCACAGGAACACCAGAGAUGCUCGACAAGUUCGUCAUCUGCCAGGUGCCUUGUUAUACGGAAGGCGAGGAAUCACUUCGGCGUACGCUCGACUCGCUAGCUGCAUUGAACUACGAUGAUAAGCGAAAGCUCAUCUUCGUCAUCUGUGACGGCAACAUCAUUGGGACUGGUAACGACCGCACAACCCCUCGCAUUGUCCUGGAUAUCCUUGGUGUCGAUCCUAAGCUUGACCCAGAGCCCCUCCUGUUCAAGUCGAUUGGUGAGGGCUCCAAGGCGCUGAAUUACGGCAAGGUGUAUUCCGGUCUGUAUGAGUUUGAGGGCCAUGUCGUACCAUAUAUCGUCGUCGUGAAGGUUGGCAAGCCUACGGAGCGCACGAAGCCCGGUAACCGCGGAAAGCGUGAUAGUCAAAUCCUCAUGAUGCAGUACCUCAAUCGAGUUCACUUCGACGCGCCAAUGUCUCCGAUGGAACUAGAAGUUUACCACCAGAUGCGCAAUGUCAUCGGAAUUGACCCUGCCUUCUAUGAGUACAUCUUUACGGUCGAUGCCGAUACAGCUGUGACUCCCGAAUCGCUAAACAGGCUAGUCGCCGCCGUUGCAGAUGAUUCAAGUAUUAUCGGUAUUUGUGGAGAAACACGACUCGACAAUGAGGAUGGUUCGUGGUGGACAAUGAUUCAGGUCUACGAGUACUACAUCUCUCACCAUAUGGCUAAGGCAUUCGAGUCCCUUUUCGGCUCAGUGUCUUGUUUACCUGGUUGUUUUUCGAUGUACCGAAUCCGGACAGCGGACAAAGGUCGCCCCAUUAUCAUCUCCAACCGUAUCAUUGAAGAGUACUCGGAACCUAACGUCGACACACUGCAUAAGAAGAACCUGCUCUCCCUCGGUGAAGACCGUUUCUUGACGACGUUGCUCAUGAAACACUUCCCAACGUUCCGGACGAAGUUCACUUCCGCUGCGAUUGCGCGCACGAUUGCACCCGAGUCUUGGCGCGUGCUGUUCUCUCAGCGUCGGCGGUGGAUCAACUCAACUGUGCACAACCUUUGCGAGCUCGUCUUCCUUCCCGAGAUGAUCGGUUUCUGCUGCUUCUCAAUGCGCUUUUUCGUCUUCAUUGAUCUUCUGGGUACUUUGAUCCUACCCGCAACAGUGGUCUACCUGUUCUACUUGAUUAUUGUUGUCGCCACCGGCAAAGCUGCCUUCCCGUUGAUUUCUAUCGUCAUGAUUGCUGCCGUGUACGGUCUACAGGCAAUCAUUUUCCUACUGAAGCGGGAGUUCAUGUUGAUCGGUUGGAUGGUGGUAUACCUUCUCUCAUACCCGGUGUACAGUUUCUUCCUGCCCUUGUACUCGUUCUGGUGCAUGGAUGACUUCAGUUGGGGUAAUACUCGUCUGGUCAUCGGUGAAGGCAACAACAAGAAGGUCAUCAUGAACGACGAUGAGAAAUUUGACGACUCCAUGAUCCCGCUCAAGAAGUUCAGCGAAUACGAAGCAGAGGCUUGGGAGACGGGCUCACGUCACUCGGACGAAACUGGGUACAGCAGUAAGCCUCACUCGCAAGUUCGUGGUCUCCCUUCGAGGUCGCAAUCUCCGCGUACAUUCCAUGAAGGCUCGCAAGCGGGAGACUACUACAGAGACACCAAUCCGCUGGGCCACAAGAGCUCAGGCUCAAAUCUUCGCGGGCGGGCGUCACAGGCUAACCUGUCGCAGUACGGCGCACAGCCAAUGAUGUCGCAGUACAGUCUGCCACAGCUGCCGUUCAUGCCAAUGGGAGGCGGACCAGGGUCGGUAGCCGGGUCGGACUAUGGCCACAUGUCGAUGGUGGCUCCAAUGCCGUACCAGCAGACUGCCAGCAUGUAUGGCAUGAUGCCGAAUGCACCACGCAACACCAUCAUGACGAAUAUGAACAUGUUCGGCGGCGAGGGUGACGCGAGUGGGUCGCAGUCUGGCUUUGCGCCGCCAGGCGGCAUUGCCGCCAUGCAGCGGCCAAUGUCGACGUUCUCUCUUGCGACAUCAGUGAAUCCGUUCGCCGGGCCAAGCAUGAAUCCCGACCCUUCCGAUGACGACCUCAUCAAUGCUCUGCGAAACUACCUCAGUACACAAGACCUCAUGACGGUUACGAAGAAAACGGCGCGCGAGGCCAUCCAAGCCCGGUUCCCCAAGGCGGACCUCUCGAGUAGGAAGCAGUUCCUGAACGACGCGAUCGAUAAGAUUCUUUCCCAGUCAUAG
This is a messenger RNA of Postia placenta MAD-698-R-SB12, 5922 nucleotides long. Its product is annotated as glycosyltransferase family 2 protein. Gene Ontology annotation, molecular function: chitin synthase activity; ATP binding; cytoskeletal motor activity. Lineage: Eukaryota; Fungi; Basidiomycota; Agaricomycetes; Polyporales; Adustoporiaceae. The record is from RefSeq and is a predicted model, not a curated record. The transcript has 13 exons. Gene Ontology annotation, cellular component: cell septum; cell periphery; myosin complex. Bases 1 to 5922 code for a protein of 1973 amino acids.